AUGACAUCCUCCGCCACGACCUCGGCCAGCACGGCGAGCUCGCCCUCGUCAUCGUCCUCGUCUACCCGCAGAUGCACAUUGCGCUCCUCGACGUCCCGGAGCUCGACGGCGCCGUCUUCACGACCCCGGGCCGCGACGGCCCGCACCCUCCGGUCCGUCCUGGAGGGCGGCCGGAACACAAAGUGCUUCUGGGACAUCCGGCUCAACGCCGAGGCCCUGUGGACCCUCUGCGGCGUGGGCCUCGACAACGUCAUGGACAUCCAGCUGCUCGAGAACGUGACGCGCUCCGGCGACCGCAACUACGUGCAGGACCUCGACUGGUGCGUCCAGCGCGACCUCGACGUCGAGCCCGACGAGCUGCGUCUCGGGCUCCGUGCCCGGCGUGUCGUCGCCCGCGCCGCCGGCUCCGCGGCCCCCUUCACCGAGCGGCCCAUGAGCCCCGAGACGGUCCUCGACUGCGUCAACAGGGUCUUUCACCUGCCGGCCCUGCACGCGCUGUACGACCAUCACGCCGAGCCCGACUGGCCUGCCUGGGUGCGCUGGGAGAGCCUGCGCCGCGCGCUGCGGGUCCGCAGCGCCGGCUACGACCCCCGCUCGUCCGAGACCAUGGUCUCGCCGUGGUCUGACAUUGGCGACGGGGGUUCCUGGACCUUUGGCGACCACGUCGACGCCACGCAGUAUCACUGGAAGACGGAGGCCCAAGAGGACACGGCCGCUUCGCUGGCGGCUGCGGGAGACAAAUCGUUCGAGGGCGAAGAGUGCCGCCAGUAG
Verticillium dahliae VdLs.17 is the source of this 771-nucleotide messenger RNA. RefSeq lists its product as uncharacterized. The transcript has 2 exons. Bases 1 to 771 code for a protein of 256 amino acids. NCBI's taxonomy places the organism in Eukaryota, Fungi, Ascomycota, Sordariomycetes, Glomerellales, Plectosphaerellaceae. The record is from RefSeq and is a predicted model, not a curated record. Gene Ontology annotation, molecular function: nucleic acid binding.